AUCUCACUCCCCACUCUGCCCACGAGCACGGAGACCAUCGGCACGCCGUAGCGCCCGAAUCGCCUGCUGCACGAAUGACUCCCAGGCUCCAUGGAGUUAAGCUUUGUUCAGGGAAGGCGCUGCGCCUCAAGCCUCCGUUUCGAAGUAGAGUAUGCCAGACCAACGGCGUCAAUCACAGCCCAUGUAGUUCGGUGCUUCGGGGGUAUCGCGGGCUGCGCCGCACUCUUUGAAGCAUGUGAAGAGGAAGUAUAAAGGUAGCGUAUUGUCCCUUCUCCAGCCAUCAUCAACUCAGCUUUCAAGCUUCUCUGCAUCCAUCAUCCAUCCUCAACCCACCAAUUCCAAUCUUCUAAACCCUUAACUUUCCAACUCCCCGCCUACCCCAAUCCUACCGCUUUCGACAACCAUCCCAGUCACUGCAAAAAUGGCCUACCAAACCUCCUUCCUCGCUGCCACCAAAGCCCGCCGCUCCAUCUACACCCUCACAAAAGACAGCCCCAUCCCUGCCUCCCGCAUUGAAAACAUCAUCGGCCACGCCAUCCAAUACGCGCCCUCCCCCUUCAAUGUGCGCAGCACGCGCGUCGUGAUCCUCUUCGGCGACUCCCACACGAAACUGUGGGAGUUCGGCCUCAAGCAUGUCGAAGAGAACACGCCGCAUGCGCUCGGGUUCCUAGCGCCCAAAAUCAAGGGCUUCAGCGAUGCCUACGGGACGUGUCUGUUCUUUGACGACUCGAGCUCGGUGGACGAACUGAGCCCCCGUUUCGCUGCCCUGUCGAAGCAGUAUCCGGAGUGGGCAGAGCAUUCGAUGGGAAUGCAUCAGUUUGUUGCCUGGACUGCCCUUGAAGCUGAAGGCCUGGGCUGCAACCUGCAGCACUACAACCCCGGCGUCAAUGCCGCGGUUGCUAAGGAGUGGAACAUCCCUGAGACAUGGCAGCUGAAGGCCCAGCUGGUGUUUGGCGGGAUCAAGGCGGAUGCGCCGCCGCUGGAGGACAAGCCGAAGAGGCCGCUGGAGGAGUGUGUGAAGGUGUUUGGGGCUUAAGCGUGAGACGGGGAAUGGAUUAGUGGUAGCGUUGAGAAGGAGACUCACUUUCAUAUGCUGAGCUUUUGAGAGCGAUUCACGGUGGACUUCGAAGAUAUCAAUAGCAUUCGAUCUGGAUCCAUCUAUUUCCUACUUCGUUUUACUCUCCAUAGCUCAACCAUAUUUGCUAGUACCGUGAUACACAUUUCACAAUCUAUGCAUGAGUUGUAUUGACC
Messenger RNA from Mytilinidion resinicola, 1251 nucleotides. Its product is annotated as Nitroreductase. Gene Ontology annotation, biological process: cellular response to oxidative stress. The transcript has 3 exons. Bases 422 to 1036 code for a protein of 204 amino acids. The record is from RefSeq and is a predicted model, not a curated record. Lineage: Eukaryota; Fungi; Ascomycota; Dothideomycetes; Mytilinidiales; Mytilinidiaceae.